AUGGAGUAUUAUAAACUACGCAAAUUAGACGAAACUAUACCUUCAAAAAAACAGAAUCAAUUCGCACCUAGACACCCAUUUAGAUUAUUGGUUGCGGGCACCUCUGAGUCUGGAAAGACGAGCAUGGUAGUACAUCUGCUCCUAGGAAGUAAAUAUCCAAAAAUAUAUCCGUGUAUGUCUGGUGAGAAACAUGGUUAUAAAAUACCAAAAGGAGGGAGCAAAAAUUUUGGUGAAAGGUAUAUUCCAUCUAUGGAUAAGCAAGCUCCAUGGUACGAAAAUGUGAGAUUCAAGCUGAUCGGGCCUGAAGAGUUACCUGAUAUUUCAUCUUAUAAAGAAACAGGCCGAUUCACUCUUAUAAUCCUUGAUGAUCUUGCCGGUGAACCUUUAGCAACACAACUGAAAAUCAUACCUUUCUUUAGAUCAGGUAGACAUGAAGGAAUUAAUGUAAUUUAUAUUGCCCAACGUUUUUAUGAAACCCAUCGCGCAAAUCUUAAAUAUAUUUCACUGCACCGUGGAUGUGGAACAUUAGAUAGUAUAAAGCGAAUUCUUAAGGAUAUGUAUGAUGAUUAUGAGCCUCUAGCAAAAAAAGUCUAUAAAGUAAUAAAAAAACACUUCGUAAUUAUUGAUAUCCGAAGACCAUCUGAUGAUCCCUUAUCAAUUCGAUUUAGAUGGGACAAGCCUUUAAAGGACUAG
Molecule: messenger RNA, 693 nt
Organism: Acaulospora morrowiae
Lineage: Eukaryota; Fungi; Glomeromycota; Glomeromycetes; Diversisporales; Acaulosporaceae
Source: the annotation of a GenBank genome assembly